This is a messenger RNA of Cimex lectularius (bed bug), 3219 nucleotides long. RefSeq lists its product as uncharacterized. NCBI's taxonomy places the organism in Eukaryota, Metazoa, Arthropoda, Insecta, Hemiptera, Cimicidae. Gene Ontology annotation, cellular component: nuclear membrane; rough endoplasmic reticulum membrane. Gene Ontology annotation, molecular function: microtubule binding. The record is from RefSeq and is a predicted model, not a curated record. Gene Ontology annotation, biological process: chemotaxis; neuronal signal transduction. The transcript has 4 exons. The coding region runs from base 353 to 2689 and encodes 778 amino acids.
CGCGGUCGGAGUUCAGUUGUAGACUUGCGACGGGGGCUCGCUAGAUAGAGCAGGCUGCUCAGAAGCAUGUUUAGGGUGACGUAAUGUAUUUUCUUAUGACUGAUUGUUAUCCUGGACAUAACUGAAUUAGAAAUGUAGUCGGCGAUCGGCCCGGUUUGUAUUUGCACGCGGGACUCGAGGCUCGGUUAAAGUUCGCGAUGUGCACCGGAGCGUUGAGCAGUGCCGCCUCAAAAGCUCCGAUUUGAGGUUACAGGUGUUUUGUUUACUGAUAAGGUGUUUUUAACGUAUCUCUCUUUAGUAUUUCUACAUAAUAUUUGUGUGAAAAGGUUUUGUUGUUAUGGUGUGAGUAAGGAUGGCGUCGUGCAACGAUGUGGAAGCGGGUUCGGAAGCGAACGUACCGCAAUGGAAAAAAGAAUUAAUAGAGAGGCGGCGAGCGUCGGGGAGGGCAAUAACAUCAACGUCCGGGGCGGGGGGGAUUCAAAGCGGAGUCGGUUUCUACUGUUCAGAACGGGUGGGACAGGAGCCGAGUUCGGACCGGGCGACGGAUUUCGCUUCACAGCCGUCACAGGACUUUCACCCUGACUUCUGCGUCAGGACAAUGAGGUUGUUAGAUUCCAAACUGCCCGGUGAGUUGAUAGUCAGUGGUAGUAGCAUUAAGUGUAACAACAGUGUCAGUGAUAUAAAGUCGAAAAUGGUCGAGGAGAAGCCGGUGAAGAAGACGUCUUUCAGAAACAAGGAUGAGAGGAAUUACAAAGUGUUCGGUUUGAUCAGAAGGAACGGGAAGGAAGAGGAGUACCAGUCGGAUUCCAGCGAGGAGCUCCAGUACGGACCGGGUAUCGUGAAUAAAUUAAAGAGUAAAUAUCUUUCCAUGACUUUGAGAGACAACCAGAAGUAUUCCGCCCGUCCUUCUCUGUCCAGUAUGAGGCGUGCGACCAGUUUGGAAAAUAUGCUUGAAGACGAAUCGACCAAAUCAAUCCACAAGCCGCAUUUCGUCAAAAAACCUUAUCAUUCCUCUGCGUACAAGAGCACCAAGAUAUCUCAGCACCAUGCCAAAUACCUCGGGUUGACGAGGGGGAGCGAAUCGAUGAAACGAGCCAGGUCGAUGGACACUUUGAUAAAGAAUGACGCCAUGGCAAAUCCGUCCGAAUCGAAACAGAACAGAUUUAUCAACGGGCUCCGGCCCUCUAUAAUAAACGAAGAUUUGAUAAUCGUCGAUAACUGUUCUCAUACAGAGGAGUCGAAACACGUUAACACGGGAGACCGAGAACUUCCCCCACCGGACGUCGUCAAACAGACUCUCAAGAUAUUCGAACCGGUCCCUGUUAAAAACGCCGAUAACGUGAAAAAGAUAAAUAAAACGUCGACCUCUCCCAACAACAGCCCGGUAAAAAACAAACCGGCCAAGCCCGCUUUGUCACCCAAGCCGAAUUUGAUCCCGGAUAAAAGAUCGGCCAGGCCGAAAAUGCUUUCUCCCAGGCGGAUUUUUCCGGUCGUUACGAAAGAGGGUCAGAAGUCGCCGCCGGCCGUCGUCCCGGUCGCGAACGAGAAGCCGUUAUCUCCGAAAAAACGCCCUACCGUCGAAAAAUCCCCCUUGGCGGCUCCCCUCAAAUUCGCACCCCUUCAAGACAAACCGCCGGUUGUUCCGGUCAAAACGCCCGCCGUUUUGGAAAAAUUCGACAGGACCAGCCCGGCGAAGGAGAGGCCGUUUUUCAUAACAAACAAAUCCGACUCAUCCGAAGACACGCCGAAAUACGUGUCUCAGAAAGCCAUGGAGAACAUAAGCAAAGAAGGGACGUCUGUCACAUUCUCAUUUUGUGAGAGCCUCAGUCCCAACAAAAGCCAUCUUCCUAGAAGGAAUCUGACACAAGCCACCAACACUGCUUUGAUAACAUCACAGACGGCGACGAACUACACCGAGCCGCCGAGCAGUCCUCCCAAGCAGGUCGCAGUCAUCAGGCCGGUAAUCACAAACAAACCGUCUUUGAAUUUGACCGAACAGGAAAUCGAAAAGAACCUUAUUAACAAAGUCAAAUCCGUCGAGACUUCUGUCAUUUCGACGAAAAACGACGAUACCGAGACGAAAACCAUCACCAGUGAAAAGUCCCAGUUGUGGGAUAAAAAAUCGUGGCAGAACCAAAAUACGAUGGUGUUUAACUUUAGUGGGAGGCAGAGCGUUCCUGAUUAUAUCGAAAACGACGGUCUCAACCUCACUCAAAACCGCAUCACCGCUAAGCUCAAUGGCGGGAAAGACGAAGCUGAUGGCUCAGGAGACGAAGAUACAGAAGAGUCCAUUGUGUGCAACGUGCGUUUCGUUGGAGACAAUAUACUCAUCAACGGAAAGUCCAACCUGAAGAAAGAAUCAAAAGAAAACAAGCAGAAGAAAAUCCAGUUCAACGAUGAUGCCACAGUUAUGUUUGAAUAUCCAUCUGAGGAAUCAUUGAAAGAAGAAGUAACAUCACCAAAUGCCUUAAAUUCACCUUUGCCUUUAGGAGGACCAAAUUUAUCAAGUUACACCCCUAGUAAGACAGUUGGUCAGGAUUCUUUCGAACUUGGAGUGACAAGAGUGAUACCCCCUCCUGCACCUUCCUCGCAACCACCUACUACUCAGGAAAUUGACUACCUGAAACCAAUCGAUUCCAACCAUGAGACAACAUGGAGUCAGGAGACAGCUACAGAUAUACUAUUUUAGGAUAUUAAAAUGUUUUAAAUUUGAUGCUAUGUAUAAACAAAAUUCAGACAUAUUCAACUGAAUUUUAUUUCAAAAUAUUGUGCUUAUCUUUUUUUGUGAAAUUUGCUGUGAUCAAUUGUUAAUUAUAAACUAUUUAUGUCAUUAAGCAUUGCAGUUAGUUGUGAACGUGGUCAGAUUUGCUGACAUGUACCUCUGAUGUUGUUUUUCAUAUAUUAUAGAAUUUAAUGUAUUAUACUUUGUCGCCAUUGUUUAGAGCUAUUUAUAAUUAAUUUAUAAUAUACACAAAUAUGAACUUUUUUUAAAAAUAGUUUCUAGUCUUAAUAUAGCAGAUUGUACUUCAAAAAAAAUUUCUGAAUUAAACUCUGUAUUGAAUAAAUAUGCUCAUCAACAUUCAUUCCAAAGAAUUUUGUGUGGAUAAAUUUAAUCAUCUAGACUUAAUCGUUGUGGUAAAUUGUGUUCAAACUGCUCAAGUUGAAAUGUAAUCAUUCCUAAAGUAAUCUGCAUUUUGAAAAAUAUAUUUUUUACCACAG